Messenger RNA from Ictalurus punctatus (channel catfish), 1520 nucleotides. It is a transcript of the gene ckma, whose product is annotated as creatine kinase, muscle a. The record is from RefSeq and is marked provisional. Gene Ontology annotation, molecular function: creatine kinase activity. Gene Ontology annotation, biological process: phosphocreatine biosynthetic process. NCBI's taxonomy places the organism in Eukaryota, Metazoa, Chordata, Actinopteri, Siluriformes, Ictaluridae.
UCGGCUUUGGUGAACAGGAACUGAUCCCAAGGACUGUUUUGUUGAUUCGUGCACAGUGUCAGAAACGCAAUCAUGCCUUUCGGAAACACCCACAACAACUUCAAGCUGAACUUCUCAGCUGCUGAGGAGUAUCCUGACCUUACCAAGCACAACAACCACAUGGCCAAAGUGCUGACCAAGGAGGUUUAUGCUAAGCUGAGGGACAAGCAGACCCCUACUGGCUUCACUUUGGAUGACGCCAUCCAGACUGGUGUGGACAAUCCUGGUCACCCCUUCAUCAUGACUGUCGGCUGUGUAGCUGGUGAUGAGGAAUCCUAUGAGGUGUUCAAGGAGCUCUUCGACCCAGUCAUCUGCGACCGCCAUGGUGGAUACAAGCCCACCGACAAGCACAAGACUGACCUGAACUUUGAGAAUCUGAAGGGUGGUGAUGACCUGGACCCCAACUACGUCCUCAGCAGCAGAGUCCGUACCGGACGCAGCAUCAAGGGAUACGCUCUGCCCCCCCACAACAGCCGUGCUGAACGCAGAGCUGUGGAGAAGCUGUCUGUUGAAGCUCUGAACAGCCUGGAUGGCGAGUUCAAGGGCAAGUACUACCCUCUGAAGUCCAUGAGUGAUGCCGAGCAGGAGCAGCUGAUCGCUGACCACUUCCUAUUUGACAAGCCGGUCUCCCCCCUGCUGCUGGCUGCUGGUAUGGCCCGCGACUGGCCUGACGCCAGAGGCAUCUGGCACAACGAUGAGAAGACCUUCCUGGUCUGGGUGAACGAGGAGGACCACCUCCGUGUCAUCUCCAUGCAGAAGGGUGGCAACAUGAAAGAGGUCUUCAGGCGUUUCUGUGUUGGCCUGAACAAAAUUGAGGAAGUGUUCAAGAAGCACAACCACGGCUUCAUGUGGAAUGAGCACCUGGGCUACAUCCUCACUUGCCCCUCCAACCUGGGCACUGGCCUGCGUGGUGGUGUCCACGUAAAACUGCCCAAACUCAGCGUGCACCCCAAAUUCGAGGAGAUCCUGGGCAGACUGCGCCUGCAGAAGCGUGGCACAGGUGGUGUGGACACUGCCUCCGUGGGUGGAGUGUUCGACAUCUCCAACGCCGACCGUAUCGGCUCUUCCGAGGUAGAGCAAGUGCAGUGCGUCGUGGACGGCGUCAAGCUCAUGGUCGAGAUGGAGAAGAAGCUGGAGAAAGGCGAGGCCAUCGACAGCAUGAUCCCCGCCCAGAAGUAAAGAAGCAAACUCCUGUUUCCUUUCCUUUUUUACACUAGUACAUCAUGCGGGCAGCACGCGGAGUGUCCUACUGCACCAUGAGAGACUGCUUGACCCGGUCCUUUUCUCCUUUUGCUCUUCUUUACCCGCUUCUUUCUUUCUUUCUUUUUUGACAUCCGGUUCGUCUCUGCUGUCAUCUUGGGAUCAGAUUCCUGGCGCUGGUGCAAAAAUGCCUAGCGUCUCAGUUUCGCCUCAAUUUGAACUUUGGUUGUAAAAAGUCAAAUCAGUCAAAUUGUGAAUCAAUAAAAGUGUACCCCAUAAAA